Phoenix dactylifera (date palm) is the source of this 1719-nucleotide messenger RNA. RefSeq names its product putative hexosyltransferase MUCI70. Lineage: Eukaryota; Viridiplantae; Streptophyta; Magnoliopsida; Arecales; Arecaceae. The record is from RefSeq and is a predicted model, not a curated record.
UCUUUAUUUCCAAAACCUCCUCCAAAAAAAAAGACUUGUUAAAUAUAUGAAAAGAUUGUUCUGUUCCCAAACAUGAGACCACUAUCAUAUAUCUUAGAGCCAUUUCCAGUAGAUUCUCACUUCUUCAUCAUGGGGGCUUUCCUGCUCACUGUGACAGGUCAAGUUACGAUGGAUAUGGAAUCUACAUUUCAUCAACACCCAGCAAGUAAUGAAUCUGCGACUUGGCAUUCUGGGAGAUAUUGGCAGCCAAAGGGCAUUCCUACACCACAUCCUUGUGGAAAUUUCUCAUAUCCUCCUCCACCACAUGAUAAGAAGCGUACUGGCCCGCGACCUUGUCCUGUUUGCUAUGUCCCUGCGGAACAAGCAAUGGAUUCUAUGCCAACUUCAUUAUCAGUAUCGCCUGUCCUUAGGGAUCUAAAUUAUGUCAUUGAGGAAACCUCAGUCAAAACUGAAUUGGAAGGAGGCUCAACAUUUGGUGGACAUCCGACUCUGCAGCAGAGAAAUGAGUCCUUUGAUAUAAAAGAGUCAAUGACUGUGCAUUGUGGAUUUGUUAAGGGGAUGAAACCUGGACGUGGUACUCUGUUUGACAUUAAUGAUGCUGAUCUUCUUGAGAUGGAGCAAUGCCAUGGAAUAGUUGUUGCUUCGGCUAUAUUUGGAAAUUAUGAUAUAAUGCAACAUCCCAAAAAUAUAAGUGAAGCUACAAAGAGAAGUGCAUGCUUUUACAUGUUUGUGGAUGAAGAGACUGCAGCCUACAUAAACAACUCAACAGAACUGGACAGGACAAAAAGAGUCGGGCUGUGGAGAGUGGUUGUUGUCCGAAACCUUCCUUAUGAUGAUCCAAGGCGCAAUGGAAAGGUUCCCAAGCUUCUACUUCACAGACUUUUUCCUAAUAUACAAUAUUCAAUAUGGAUUGAUGGAAAGCUUGAGCUCGUUGUGGACCCCCAUCUUAUACUAGAGCGACUCUUGUGGCGUGAGAAUGCCACUUUUGCAAUCUCUAGGCAUUAUAAACGGUUUGAUGUUUUUGAGGAAGGAAAGGCUAAUAAAGCUGCUAAAAAAUAUGACAGUGCCUCCAUUGAUGCACAGCUCGAGUUUUAUAAAAGAGAGGGCUUGACUCACUAUUCUCCAGACAAGCUUCCUAUAACAAGUGAUGUCCCUGAAGGCUGUGUGAUAGUCAGAGAACAUAUCCCCAUAACCAACCUCUUCACAUGUCUAUGGUUCAACGAAGUUGAUCGUUUUACCCCAAGGGAUCAACUUAGUUUCAGCACUGUGAGGGACAAAAUAAUGGCUAUAGUAGAUUUGAAGCUCAACAUGUUUGAUGACUGUCAAAGACGUAACUUUGUUAAUCAGGUAUAUCAUAAAGAUGUGAUGCGACAAAAAAGCAGCCCUCCUCCACGACUAUCAUCUAAUAUUGAAUCACGUAGUAGUAAUUCACAAUCAGACAGGACCACAAGAUUUCAACCAGGGAAGCCAGUCAGGAAUGGGAGGUAUAAGAAACCACGUUCGAGAUGCCGACACUCAGGAAGAAAGACGUUUUAGAAAGAAGAAUUGUUCCAAUGCCAUCCUUUUCCUGUGCCAGGGGAAAUAAUAACCACAGGUCAAGGUGUUUGGCAAUUGCACUUCAGCAGGCUUGGAAUUGUUAAUAUUUAUUUUGUUUUGUUGUAAUUAUUAGCAGAUUCAGAAUAAACUGCAUACGAGAUGAUUAAAGGAAAACAAGUCUGU